GCGGGUGCGGGGACAGGGCCGGGCCCCCCAGUGCAGGCCCUUCUCCUCCGCGCUCGCCUGGCGCCCUCGCGGUCAACACCCUCAGGGAAGGGGGAGCGAGAGUCUCCGGACAGACCCAGUGACAGGCCCGGGACCGCCUCUGCGCCGGUAGGACUGAGGGCGCCGGAUCCCGCAGAUCAACAGUCGAGAUUCUGAAGGUCAUAAACUUUCUGAUGGUGGUGGUAAGCCAUGGCGUCAGAUGAUAAAGUUGCCAUCUUAACUGACGAUGAAGAGGAACAGAAGAGAAAGUACGUGCUCGCUGACCCCUUUAAUGGUAUUUCCAGGGAACCAGAACCACCUUCCAAUGAAACGCCCACCUCCACAGAAACCGCUGCUCUUCCUGAGGAGGAAAUAGACUGGAUAGAGAAACACUGUGUCAAAAUAAAUAAUGAUCUUCUGAUAUCCAAGGUCUUCUAUUUUUUCUUCUACUCUGCAUACGGCUCUCUUUAUCCGCUCCUGCCGGUGUACUACAAGCAGCUGGGGAUGUCGCCCAGCCAGAGCGGACUGCUGGUGGGCAUCCGGUACUUCAUUGAGUUCUGCAGCGCCCCCUUUUGGGGUGUAGUUGCAGAUCGCUUUAAAAAAGGCAAAAUCGUCCUCCUCUUUUCUCUUUUGUGUUGGGUGUUAUUCAACCUGGGCAUCGGAUUUGUCAAGCCUGCUACCUUGAGAUGUGUACCAAAGAUCCCCCCAACGUCUCAUCCCACUAACUCCAGUCACCUGCUGACCAUCCCGCCAACCAACUCUUCCCUUGCGGUGUCCCCACGAAUUCGGGAGAAGAGGGCCCUGCUCCCUUCCACCUGGCCAGUGAUACCGGAAACGGAGCCCAAUGUCACAGAAACGGUCAUCUUUUCGACAGCUCUGAACAAGACCAGUGGGCCCACUCUGCAACCUCAGACAGAUGAAAUUACGGACCAUAUUACAGACUUGACCUUGAGUCCAAGCACAAUAACGCCUGCCUUCCUGGGAAACACAACCAGAGAGACAACCACCGCUCUUGUCACCACCACCAAAUCUUUACCGUCCAGUCAAGUCACUCUUGUUUACGAUCAGCAGGAAGUGGAGGCUAUAUUCCUGGUGAUCCUGGUCGUUGUCAUAAUCGGAGAAUUUUUCAGCGCCUCUUCGGUCACCAUCGUGGACACGGUAACGCUCCAGUACCUGGGCAAGCACAGAGACCGCUACGGGCUGCAGCGCAUGUGGGGCUCGCUGGGCUGGGGGCUGGCCAUGCUGUCUGUGGGCAUCGGGAUCGACUACACGCACACGGAGGUGCUCGUCGACGGGAAGGGGUGUAGACCCCCCGAGUCCCGGAACUACCAGAUCGUCUUCAUCGUCUUUGGGGUUCUCAUGACCGUGGCUUUGGUCGUCGCCACUCAGUUCCGGUUCCGCUACAACCACUUCAAGCCUGACGAGAGCCAAGGGAAAGCGGAGGAGAUCCCUGCGGCGGACAGGAGCAGCUCCACCGAGUCCUCCGAGGGGACGCCCGCCGGCCCAGGCCGCUCGCCGGCCUUCAGCUUCUGGGCCCUGGUGCGGCUGCUGUGCGGCGUGCGCUACGGCUCGGUGCUCUUUGUCGCCUGGUUCAUGGGCUUCGGCUACGGCUUCGUGUUCACCUUCCUCUACUGGCACCUGGAGGACCUGAACGGGACCACCACCCUCUUCGGGGUCUGCUCCGUCCUGAGCCACGUGUCUGAGCUGACGGCCUAUUUCUUCAGCCACAAGCUCAUCGAGCUCAUCGGCCACAUCAGGGUUCUUUACAUUGGCCUGGCCUGCAACACGGCACGCUAUAUUUACAUUUCCUACCUGGAGAAUGCCUGGACUGUUCUCCCCAUGGAAGUUCUUCAAGGAGUGACACACGCGGCCAUCUGGGCAGCCUGCAUCUCUUACCUCAGCGCAGCCGUCCCCCCCGAGCUGAGGACCUCUGCUCAGGGCAUCCUGCAGGGCCUUCACCUGGGCUUGGGGAGAGGCUGUGGUGCUAUGAUCGGAGGCCUAUUAGUCAAUUACUUUGGGGCUGCCGCGACAUUUCGAGGAAUCGGCAUGGCCUGCCUGGUGAUCCUCCUGCUUUUUGCCCUGAUCCAGUGGCUGGCAGUGCCGGAGGAGGAAGAAGACAAGACAAUGCUGGCAGAAAGGAUUCCUGUUCCCUCUAGUCCUGUUCCCAUAGCAACCAUCGACUUGGUACAGCAGCAGGCGGAGGACGUCCUGCCGCGCGUGGAGUCCAGACUUCCGCCCAAGAAGACCAAACACCAGGAAGAACAGGAGGAUGUGAACAAGCCGGCCUGGGGCGUCAGCUCCUCUCCCUGGGUGACCUUCGUCUACGCGCUCUACCAAAUUAAAGAGAUGGUGCAGCUGAUGAGAGACAGCCGCGCCCCCGAGAUACAGCCUCUACAGGUAAAGGUGCUCCCCCAAGGGGCUCAGCUGUGGUGCUCAUACAGCAGGGUUCAUGGAGUCUGGCGGGCGAGACAGGCAGGCGGACAGGUAGUUGUGGUAGUCUGUGACGAGGGCGCUACAGACGUGGACACACGGUUCUGCAGAGGGAAAAUUCUGCCUUAUGGAGCUCAGGAAGGCUUCCCAGAGAAGAUAUUUCUUAAAGAAAAUAAAUAUAAGACAUUGUACAUUUCUUUAAAAUUUCAGUGUUGACAGUUCCAGUGACGAUAUAUGAGUCUUGCCAUGGGAGACCGUUACUUGUGACUCUCUAUAAUUCUGAAAUUAUAGUGAGGGCAUUAUAUAUGCUAGGACUUCAGUAACUAUCUGAUGAAUUCGUACCCUGAGCCACCGUAGGAGUCUAACGGAAUCCUCAGCUUGGGGAAGUGUUGUUUGCCUGGUGGCCUCACGUGAAAAAUUGUUUUUUUUUUCCUCAUCCCUAGAGAUGUGGUCCCUCCUGAGUAAAGUCAGAUCAUGUUGCUCAAACGGUGUGGGUGACUGUUAACUGAUUCUAUAUUCCGCCUUUGGAAACGAUCAAGUGUGACUUCUAUGAAUAGUUCGGCUGAAGUAAUGAGUCUACUUCCCUGUUUACAUUAAUCACAUCCUUUUAUUUGAUGAGUCAUGUCAGCUCUAUAUCUAGAGUAGCUUCAGAGGACACAGAGGAAAGACAAAAAUAAAGAGUAAUUGGAUAAUUUCUCUUUUACAAAAUUUGAACUACCUUAAUUAAAUUUAUCAUGACUUUAUAAACCUAACAUGUAAUAUUUCCAUAACGUAAAUCAGAUCUGAUUGCUCCCCAUGUCGUAGCGCACCCUGAUCCACGCACCAUCUUGCUCACUGUCAAGAUUAUAAACUCACAUGAACGUCCUGCUCAGUCAGAGAGGAGAGUCUUGGGGGCGGGAGGAGUGUAUAGAGGACGCAAAGCAGAAGAAAGGACAAGAUCUGCCACGCGAAGGGCGGUGUCUUCAUUACUCGGGGCACUCGUCCUCCUUUUCACGGAAGCCUGGUGGGCCUCCAUAUCAUCAUCACAUUUGUUUCUCUGUAAUGUCAGGAUUACGAGAAACUGGCUGGGAUGGCUUAGUUAUUCUUAAAAGUAAGAAGUCAUAUUAAGAUUUCUUUACAUUUUAGAAUCUAUCACAGAGUAAAUCACAGAAUUAAAACAUUUUCUGUGCUAGUCAGCUAUUUGAAGUGAUGUAUAGUGACUCAGAGGAAAAUGUGUUUUUAAAAACACACGUUCCCGGACUGUGGCGAUGGGGCAUCUUACAGAUUUGCUGGGGGAGAAGCGUUGCAGCACGUGCCGACUCACAUCACUUACAGCUGCUGACCCGAGUGCUGCUCCCGAUCCCCUUCUUUACGCAGAUUUCUGUCUUGUUUAACUUAACGUGUACACUUUAAAUCCCAAUAUUCAUCAGGAUUCUGAAUUUCGGGACACCUUCUGCUGGCCUUGUCUCUGAGGCGGAGAAUGCCUCACUUACGUCCAGCAGGUGCUCCCAGCUCUUGAGUUCUGUGGUCUCAGCCAAUGGCCCGAGUUUCAAUUCCAUGCUGCUUGCUCAGUGACUUGUCACCACGGUGGAGGCUCAGUAAAUAUUUGCUGAUGUAAAUUGUCUUCCUCGUGAUACCAGGCAUUUUGGUAGUGAUGUUCCUUCAUGCACAAGAUACGUCUGCUUAAAGUGUUUGUGUUUUUCAUGCGGCUUUGGCAGUUGCACAUAGGAAAGGAGAUGAAAGGUAAGAUGUUCUAUCUUUAUUCCUCUCUCAUUUGUUCCCUGAAGUUACUUCGGGAUGAUCUCCCCAUGUUUCUUAUAGCUGACCUGAAGGCAUAUAAAAAAUGUUGGAUUUAUUUGAAAGCAGCCCUGACUACAGAACAUCUUCUCUUUUUUUCCUUCCAGGGGACCAGUGAGAAUCGGGAAAAUUCUCUAGCUGGUGGAGUCCGGCCUGUCCCACGUGAGACUCACUCUGACCCAUCUAGAAACCAGCCAUCCCCUCAAGCAGCAGCAUCUCAGAUGCGGAGCGGCCCCACUCACCCCAGUGUGGCCCAGCGUGUGGAGGAGAGGGAGGACCAGCAGGCUUAGCCUGCCGCUGGGGGACACUGAGGGCGCCACUCAUCUCACACCCUGCAUGGAACCGGGCUCCUCUGCCGGGACAGAGGGAGAGGCUCCCCGAACCUAAGACAUGCCUCAUCGUGAGAAGCAUAGCACUGUAUACGCUUCUAAAUACCUAAACUCAUCAACAUGGAAACACACACACACAGGCGCUACAGUACAUACUGGCAGGAACAGGUAAACUCCCAUAAUCCCGUGGGACUCGCAGAAGGGGAAUGGGAGUUCGGUGAAGACGUCCAGCUCCCCGGCUGGUCAGGUUCAGGACUAUAGGACUUCCUCGCCAGUGCAGUAAGGGUUGAAAGCAGCAGUUACACUAAGUGGAGGGAAAGGAAGUGUUUCAAGGUGAAUGCUGAUACAGUUUCCCUCUUCUGAUUAUUUAUUCUAAUUAUUUGGUUCUUAAUGCAAACUGGGAAGAAAUAAAAUAUAAUUUUGAAUCUCUUAAAGAGAACUGUUUCAAAAAUGACAUGACAUAUUUAAAAAAGUAGCCAGAUAAGAGUUACUAGCUUAUAUGCUUUUGUUUAAAAAAAAAAAAAAAAAGGAAAAAGUUUCAUUAGAAACUUGGCAUAUCUCUAGCAAAUAUAUUUUUAUAUGUAUAUGGUAUAUAAUGAAAACAGUCAAUUCUUUGAGCAGCAAAAGCCGCAUUGACUACUGCAAACUAAGCUGAGCUUUAACAUGCCUUUUGUUUUAAA
This is a messenger RNA of Enhydra lutris kenyoni (northern sea otter), 5233 nucleotides long. RefSeq names its product major facilitator superfamily domain containing 6. NCBI's taxonomy places the organism in Eukaryota, Metazoa, Chordata, Mammalia, Carnivora, Mustelidae. Gene Ontology annotation, biological process: antigen processing and presentation of exogenous peptide antigen via MHC class I. The transcript is spliced from 6 exons. The record is from RefSeq and is a predicted model, not a curated record. Bases 229 to 2664 code for a protein of 811 amino acids. Gene Ontology annotation, cellular component: plasma membrane.